GUAGGCGUCGAUUAAAGAUCUGUAAAGAAUAUUGCACAUUAUUGUAACAUUUAUGAAACAAUCGUCACUUUAAAAACCAAAAAACUUUUUCACAUUCAGCAAACGUUUUAAUGUGGAUGAGAAGUACAUUACUAAAAAAUCACCUCAGCCACCCCCCGUCAUGAUGUCCAGCAAAAGGCUGGACCGCUUUGAGGUGGCGUGCGAGUGGGCGUCGUGCAACUACAGAGGCCGCGGCAUGGAGGAGCUGAGCGACCACAUGUCAGAGCAUUUGAGAGACUACCUGGGGGACAAGGACGCCUUGGAAGACUUGGACGAGUAUGCGUGCCUGUGGAAAGGCUGCGAGUUCAUCUCCAUGGGCAGCUCGGUGGAGCUGGAGGCGCACGCGUACUUCCACAACUACCACGGGAAGCUCAAGUUCGUGGGCUCGCAGCUGCUCCAGUCCCACCCCGACCUGCCCGCGUGCAACCAGGCCGCCCACAACAACAACCUGUUGCCCGAGGGCUCCGACAGACACCAGUGCCAGUGGGAGAGCUGUGAUAGCACGUUUACCAACCCCGAGUGGUUCUACCGCCACGUGGACAAUCACGUGGAAAGCGCAGAGCAGCAGCAGCUCUCCUGUCAACAACAGGCUCUCCACUGCCGCUGGUCAAGCUGCGACGCCUUCUUCAAGAUCCGCUACCGCCUGAGAGAACACAUGCGCAGUCACACGCAGGAAAGACUGGUGGCCUGUCCCACCUGCGGCAGCAUGUUCUCCAGCAACACCAAGCUCUUCGACCACCUCCACCGGCAGGCCCGGCCAGUGGAUUCACUUGUGUGUGAACACUGCGGCAAAGCCUUUUCCAGUGAGAGACUGCUCCGCGAUCACGUACGGCAGCAUGGGGAAGGAGGAGUUCACCGUGCUAAUCUGAAAACAGACGUACAGACAGCUGCAAAUAAGUAUUUGAACACCUUUCUAUCAGCGAGAAUUCUGACCCUCAAGUCAGAGAGCUUGAAUCAGGUUAAGUGUCCCUUCUGCGACAUGACGUGCACGACGUUGGCCGCCCUCAAGAUACACAUUCGGUUCCGACACUGCGACGAGCGGCCCUUCCCUUGUGACUUUUGCGAGAAAAGCUUCAAGAACCAGCGAGACCUCCAGAAGCACACGGACGUCCACAACGAGGGCUCGGUGUUCCACUGUUCUGUGGAAGGUUGCGAAUAUUCCUGUCAGACCUUCCAGACCAUGAACCAUCACUUCAAGAGGGUGCACGAGGUCGGGGGCAUGUCCAAGUACAAAUGUCACCUUUGCGACAAAGUGUUCUCCUGGUGUUACACGCUCACUCUUCACCUGCGAAAGAAACAUGAGCUGAAGUGGCCCUCGGGACAUUCGCGAUUCCGCUACAGGAAGGACGUGGACGGCUUUCUGAAGCUGAACAUGGUGCGUGUGGAGACUGAGGAGGUGACCAAGGAGAUCAUGAAGAACAUGAACAAGAAGCCCGUCAGCCUCCGCAAGAGUCAGCGAAGUCGCAGCGAGAGGGCCGCCGUCACCCCGGACAGCGGGCGCCCCUCCGCGGAGGACGCGCCCGCUCGGCCCGGCCCCCGGGGAGGCUGCGGCGACUCCCCCGUCUACUGCGUCAUGAGCGCCAUCCCGCACAUCGAGGACGACCUCGGGGGGAGCGGCCAGGAGGAGUGCGACCCCGCCGGCACGUCUGGAGCCGUGCGGGCCCUCACCGCGGUGGCGAGGGGCCUGGGGAUGGACGUCGUGUGACAGCUUCGACCUCAUUUUAUUGUUUGGGUAUUGACUUGAAUUAGCAAUGUUCCAGAUGAAUUUUUUUUUUAAUUUUCAAUAUUGAGUGAGGUAUACUUCUGCUUUUCUAGUUACACGUGUGCUUUUGUAUCUUUUAAAUUUUUUUUUUUUUUUGUAUGAGCUGAUGUCGCAUUAUCAGGCGAUGAUACAUGCCUAAUAAACACCUGGGUAUCGAGUCCUCAGCCAGUUGGGACAGAUUCAACCAUACAUAAGUGAUUUUACAAUAAAAAAAAAAACACAUUUAUAAGUUAAAGGAAAAAAAGUAUUGUUAUUGCAGACUUGUGAAGUUGAUUUUACUGUAUGAAAUACAGUAAAGGUCUUAGAAGCAUGCAAAAGUAAGUCCAAACUAUAUGCAUACAUUUAUAUUGUAAUAUAUUUAUAAAUUUAAGAAGAACAGACCUUAAUAAUCGAUGCUCUGUGUGUCCCGAAUGGCCCUUCGCAAACUGGGCUGAGCUUUAAUUUGAUCCAAUUAGGCUGAGCAUAAGAUGCUGAUUGGAUGAAGCUUCGCGAUGGCUCCUUCUCCUUCCCUGGAUCAAUCCAAACUGGCUCGUUCGCUCGUAUCCGCAUUCUGGAACGGAGGACGGCUGCUUUGAAAGAAGCCUUCAAAGCGACAAUGUGAAGUUCCUCGCCAAACGGAGAAAGUUUGGCCUCGUAGCGGAGUCUCCUUACGAAAACCUGAUGUACACUUGAAACGAGUUUACAUACACUAAUGACUAACUCAGUGUCUGAUAUGAAAUCAGACUUAACUUCUGCCAAUUCGAACUACCCAAAUUACAGUACUUGUACUUCCCAUCUUAUGUCAUGAGACAUUACUUUAUUAUUUCCUCGUCAUUCCCUCAGGAUGCCAUUUAUUUUGUCAAGUGCACCAACCCCUCGUGUUAAUAAACAUCACCACAAAAUGAUGUUGCCACCAUCAUAUUUCAGAUUCCUUUUUUUCCCCCCUUCACAUGAAAGGACAUUGCAGCCAAGGAGUUCAAUUUUAGUUUUGUCAGAUUGCAGGACAUUGUACGUAAAAUUACCGCAAUAUCCGGCCUAUAAACCGUGACUUUUUUCACACCUUUUCAACCCUGCGGUGAUGUGGCUAAUUUGUGCAUUUUUUCUAACGGUCACAAGGGGGCACUCGAGCAGAAAAGGUAAGAAUGAGGCUGGGGGAAUAUAUGUGCCGAGGAAAUGACUUUUACCAGUAAGUUUUUCUUUUUGACCGGUGCUGUUAGCAGGGUGCUAGCAUUAACGUCACGCUAGCGUGUUGCUUGUGUGUUACUGCCGUGUCCCAGUGAUUUAGGUAUGUUUUUUUUUGACCGGCCAUGUUAGUGCUGCGCUACUGUGUUGCUACUGUGUAGCUGCCGACGCUGUUUUAUUUUUACGGUAUGUUUUUUUGUUUUUCUUUUUUAAACCAGUAU
Syngnathoides biaculeatus (alligator pipefish) is the source of this 3183-nucleotide messenger RNA. RefSeq lists its product as uncharacterized. NCBI's taxonomy places the organism in Eukaryota, Metazoa, Chordata, Actinopteri, Syngnathiformes, Syngnathidae. The record is from RefSeq and is a predicted model, not a curated record. Gene Ontology annotation, molecular function: RNA polymerase II cis-regulatory region sequence-specific DNA binding; DNA-binding transcription factor activity, RNA polymerase II-specific. The coding region runs from base 161 to 1744 and encodes 527 amino acids. The transcript has 11 exons. Gene Ontology annotation, biological process: regulation of transcription by RNA polymerase II; anatomical structure development.